CUGAGACAAGAAAUGGCACUUCCUGAUAUGUUGCUUUGAUGGUGCUAACAGAUGACCCUCUCUUUCAACAUGGAUAACAGGGCUCGGAGGCGAAAGGCAUUUGGGAGGCCUGCGCCAGAUGGGUAUGAGCCACACACACGCACACCCUCACUAUCUAUCGCUCACCCAAGCAUGCCCACACACACACACACACCGUCAUGGACCUUGGACAGUAGAUAGAGUGGAGUGUGUAGGUGUAGGGUGCAAGGCAUAGGACUGACUGACUAUUGAUCGAUUUGAGCGAGCGAGCAGGCAAGUGAGCGCGGCUCCAGGUUGGAAACGG
This is a messenger RNA of Aaosphaeria arxii CBS 175.79, 322 nucleotides long. RefSeq lists its product as uncharacterized. The record is from RefSeq and is a predicted model, not a curated record. NCBI's taxonomy places the organism in Eukaryota, Fungi, Ascomycota, Dothideomycetes, Pleosporales. The coding region runs from base 52 to 219 and encodes 55 amino acids. The transcript has a single exon.